AUUUCAAAUGUUUUGUAUUUUGUGUCAAAAAUUUUUGAUUAAAUUAUGUUUGAAAUUAUUUAAUGACAAGACAUGAAUCAAAGUAAUGAUAAUAUAAGACAUACAAGACUUGGAAGAUAUAAAAGACAAGACAUGAGUGUCACGAUUGAUGUAAACGACGUGUUUGAAGAAGUGGUUAAACAAAAUGAAAGACUUGUCAAAGAAAUUGAAUUUUAUGAAGAAGUGGUCAACGAUUUGAUAACAAAUGUUAAGAAAUGUAUUGUUUGUCAACAAAAUGAUGUCAUAAAAGACAGAAUCAGUGAAUUGGAGACACAUUUGAAUAGUAAGACAAUCGAUAAAUCAAUUAAAGUUAAGAAUGAAUACAAUGACUGCGAUAACAAUUUGAAAACAAAUCCAAAGACAAAAAGAUUACAAAAAUCAAAGAAAAUUUGUGUUAAAGAGGUUACAGAUUCUGAUAGCAGUUAUGAUGACAACGAAUCAGAUAGAAGUUGGACAACAAAUGCAAAGAUAAAGACAUCUAUGAAAUCAAAUAAGAAAAACGAGAAAAUUAUAUUAAAAGAUGUCGAGAAAGUUAAAGACAUUAAAAGCAAAACAAUUAAAAGUGGAAAACAUAUGAAAACAAAGAAAAUUAUUUUAAAAGAUGUCAAUAAAGUUAAGAACAAUAAAAUCAAAACAAUUAAAACUGAAAAACAAAUCAAAUUAUAUAGUGAUGAAUAUGAAGAAAAAAGACAGAAAUUAAAAGAUGAUGGACUUACCAGUGAUGGCAACUAUCAGUGCCAGACAUGUGAUUAUAAAAGCAUUAAAUUUAUAGAUUUUGAGACACAUGUCAACCGAUAUCAUCUAAACAUUAAGCCAUUCAAGUGUCACAUUUGUGGCGACCAUUUAGUCGGUUACGACACUUUAAGACGACAUAAGAGUCUCAAACACUUUUAUGUCGGCCAAGCUUUGGAUCAAUUAAGUGAUAAACGAAAAUCUCAAAUCGCCCAAAUUUUAUCGAAAUUUAAGUGUCAAUAUUGUCAAAAAUUUAUACACUCCGAGUCGGAUCUCAAACAACACGUGGCGCGCGUGCAUCACAACGUAAAAUCGUCUAAAACUAUUUCAUGCGAUUUGUGUGAAAAAUUUUAUAGUAAUAGGACUACACUUAUCAAACAUAAACGUUUUUAUCACGGCAUCGGAAAAAAAUUACCGAUAUUUUACUGCGAUUGGGAGGGCUGUCAAUAUAAAUCAGUAAAUUUUACAUUACUUGGAGUGCAUAAAAAAAGACAUUUAGGUAUCCGUGACUAUGCGUGUGAUUGGCCAGGUUGUGAAAUACGGAUGUAUACUAGUUAUAGUCUUGAAAUCCAUAAGCAAACUCAUACCGAUAAUUAUGACCACCGGUGCCAAUGGCCCGGUUGUGACUAUAAAGCUAAAAAUGAGUACCAAAUAAAGAAACAUAUGAAGAGAAUUCAUGAGGACAUACCCCGAACACAUGCGUGUCAUUGGCCCGGAUGUGACAAAACGUUUAAAUUUGCCUAUAGUUUGACAGAUCACAUGAAAAUACAUAAUAAACCACAUCUGCCGUGUCCUCACUGUAACAAACUGUUUACGACUAAGAAGUAUUUGGGUCUUCAUGUGGCAACACAUACAGGAAGUCUACGUGUUAUGUGUCCGAUAAAGGGAUGUAAUAUACAGAUAUCAUCAAAAAAUAAUAUGAGACAUCAUAUGAAUGCACAUCACAAGGACUAG
Oppia nitens is the source of this 1725-nucleotide messenger RNA. RefSeq names its product zinc finger protein 91-like. Gene Ontology annotation, biological process: regulation of transcription by RNA polymerase II. Gene Ontology annotation, cellular component: nucleus. The coding region runs from base 73 to 1725 and encodes 550 amino acids. Gene Ontology annotation, molecular function: transcription coregulator activity. The record is from RefSeq and is a predicted model, not a curated record. NCBI's taxonomy places the organism in Eukaryota, Metazoa, Arthropoda, Arachnida, Sarcoptiformes, Oppiidae. The transcript has 6 exons.